AGUCACAAACAUCUUGUAGUCCAUUCCCAGACUUCGUCUGAUAAGCAAAUAUAAACAACCGCUCUCUCAGGUCUGCUCGUGAACAGCUAACAAGACUCAACGAGGCUCGUAAGUUGAAUGGACUAUGGCGCUCUCGCUCAUGCUCGCGGCAAGUCUAGCUUUCUUCUGCUGUACAACAGCUCUGGUGGUGGAAGAGCAUAGCAACAUCACCAGGGAUGAUUUGCUACGUAUGGCACCACACAUCAUACUGAAUGAACACUCCUGUGACUGGCCAGUUUGCAACUUCAAUGACACUGAACAGACUGUGGUGAUUCCAGAAGGGUUUUCGAUUCCACAUACUUUUGGGGUAGAAAUUUACAUGGCCCAAGCAGUUCAUGUAUACCCAGCAUGUUUAUCUACCAUUUAUAUUGUCAAGGCAGGUUUUGUGUCCACCUUAUCUGCAAGGGAUACCGAGAAUUUGCAUCACCCAAGCUGUACAUUCAACCUUGAAUUACUGGAUUCCAGAGCUGACAUAAUUUCCUAUGGAGUAGACAAUCUCAAACUAAAUCACUCUACAGUAGACACUUUAAAUCUGGUCGACCAGAGAGGCUUCCUUGCUUUGAGUUCUGACAUCACUACAGUGGAAAACCUUCACUGGAAGUUCUCCAAAAGUGACGUUCUUGACACAACAAUCUCGGAAGUCAUUCAGCUCAGAGCAGAUUCGGACUGGUCGGUUUCUAGGAGUCGCCUCGACUUGAUUCACAAGAAUGGAAUUGUUUUCAAUGGGACUCGAAUGAACGUCACUGACAGCUCAGUGAAACACGUUAAACCUCGUGGGAUCAAGAUCGUAAGGGGCAUAAUGACUUUUUUUAAUGUUUCGAUUGAAAGGUUAGAUGCUUUAGCAAUAGUGGCAGAGGACCCAGAGGCUUCCGUUGAGUUUUCAGAUGUGACUAUUAGUUCUGCAGCUGCAGAAUGUAUUGUACUUUCAGACAGGGAGAAAAUUUCCCUCAGUAAUGUGAGCGUUGACAACAUGGAGGUGAAUUCUUCUUCGCCUUAUUUCAAGUUCCUUGAUGACUUUAUUAUACCAGAAAAUGUCACCAAGAUUCUUGUGCACAAAGACUUACCACAGUGUUACUCAGACAACUCAACUCUCUCCUGCGACUUCACAGGCAUUAACAAGGUCAUUGAAGUUGAUUCUGCCAACACUAGCGGCUUUCAAGUCUUACAGAUCAAGAAUGCCAAGUCUCUGCUGGUGCUUUCCAUCAGCUGCAACGUAGAGCUUCAGUUGACAUCUGUCGAAGGAACUCUCCCUCACUUAACAACCGAAAACGACCUCACUUCAUCCCUCGAUCAGGCAAAUCGUCACUGUGGUAUGACCCUUACAGUUGAGGACUCCCAUUUGAAUGUGGUUUUUGGCCGAGACGUCUCGAAUCUGACUAUUGUCAACAGUUCAGUAUCGCGACUUCAUGGAGGCAUCAUUGAAUACCUCGCUAUGCAAACAGUCACACUGGAACGCAUGGACAGUAUCUACAUAAACGGUGCAAUACCUUCCACUUGGAGGGAUGUGGAAAUAAACGACUUGUUUAACAUAACAAUCCAGUCACCCAUUCAAGCAGAAAACCUCGGUCUCUUUGAAAUGCAGACGGGUGCUCUCACUGUUGAUCAUGACAAUGGCACGACUAAGUUUGCAGGUCUAUCUGUUUCAAUAAUGAAUAAGGGAAGCCUGGUGGUUAAGAGCGGCCAAUUCAUCAUAGAAAAUGCAAGUGCUAUAUUCUUGAGAGCCGAGGCCAUUUACCUUGAGGAAGGAGCCACCUUGGAAUUGAAUGGAAUGGCGCCAUCUAUUUUACCCGUCAUCAAGGCCAUAUCAGUUGCCAGAGCGAAUCAGGUUACCCUGAAGGGGCUGAACGAUCAUAACACAUCCGAAUUGUUUAUUCAUGUUCGUCAACCACCUCUGCUGCCAACAAUGAAUUCGAAUUUAUCCAUCUCAUCCUUACAUCUCUCACCAUAUUGUACUUGGGAUUUUCUUGCCCCUCUGAACUGUGAUUUUUCUUCUGUUACCAAUGCAACAUUGUUCAUUGAUCUGGAAGAAAAUGAGAACCAAGCCAUUUCCAUUGCUUACGUCCAAGGGGCCUAUUUUGUGACAAUAUACCCAUCAUGUGUAAUGAAGUUGCACCUCUCGGAAGUGGUGAAAGCAACUACGGCUGAAAGUGAAAAAGAUUGUAGCACUUGGCUUCAAGCAGAAGGAGUCCACUUCUAUAACAUCACAACUGGAGUUACGGAUGUAACCCUCAUAUCCUGCAGUGUUGAUCUCCUCUCACCUGACCGAACACUCGAAGACUUGGAUCUGGAAAACACGCGUGUUGAAAGGGUUGCUAAUGUACACUGGUCUACAUUCACUGGCAGGAUCAUAGGCUCUCACCUUGUAAGAGUGGAUGGUAUUAUUUCCUCGGAUGAUAUGGAAAUGUUCAACACUACAAUUGAGAAAAUUCACCCACCAGGAAUCAUACUGAAGUCAACAGGGACUAUCAGCCAUUCCAUCAUAAAAGAUGUAGCUUCAGGAGGCAUCACAGUGGAGGGAAAACUCUACAUGAAUAAUGUUUCUAUUGGUGCAUUGGCUAGAAAUGCCAUAAUGGUGAAGACAACAGGGAACAUCACGAACUCCAUCAUAAAUGAUAUAGCUCAAGGUGGCAUUGUAGUGGAAGGGCUGCUACACAUGGAGGAUGUUGUUAUCAUCAAUUUGGCAGAACAAGCAAUCACAGUCAAGGGUGGAAUCCUGAUUCUCUCAAAUGUAACCAUCAGCUCACCACGUGAGGAUGGCAUCAUAUCAGAUCUCAAUGGGGUUAUUGCUCUGCGCAACGUGACAAUAGCAAAAAAGAGGCUGCAGGCUAGUUACUACACAGAAGACACCAAAACAAAUGAAGAAUGUACAUCUUGGAUGUGGGGUACUGGAUUGUUAACAGUGGCACUAAUUGUAUGCAUCAUAGCUCUUAUGAGUAGAUUUUUCAGGCUAAGGAAGAUCCCCAUGCUUCAAAGAGUAUUUUGGAGUGGAAACGAUGAACACCAUUACGUGACGCUUGAGAACUAAGAAGGGAAACCUCACGGCUGUUCUGGAUAUGGCCCAGUCCGUGACACCGCCUAGCUCUAACAACAGAUGAACUCUCUUUCUCUGAACCUAAAAUAGGUCAGAUAAUUCUUACGCCUUACAAAUCUGCAUUCCUCUUGGUAUGUCCACUCCCAUAUUUGGGAAGCACCGUAACCCACUGGCUUAGUAAAAGCAAAUGAUCUUCCUCUUGGGCAAUCUACAGCAUGCUUAUUUGGUGAAAAAGUGAACUUGAUUCAGCAACUGAGAAUUGGAUAUUAUUAUUAUUAUUAUUAUUAUUAUUUUUUUUUUUUUUUUUUUUUUUUUUUUUUUUUU
This is a messenger RNA of Macrobrachium nipponense, 3394 nucleotides long. RefSeq lists its product as uncharacterized. Lineage: Eukaryota; Metazoa; Arthropoda; Malacostraca; Decapoda; Palaemonidae. The transcript has 10 exons. The record is from RefSeq and is a predicted model, not a curated record. The coding region runs from base 125 to 3064 and encodes 979 amino acids.